CCAAUCCCGGGGCCCCCACCUCACUCCCUGAUACAUGAGGAAAUGGAUGAACAGAAGAUCCUAGAACUCAUCAACAAGAUGAUGGAGCUGCUGACUGGAGAGGUUCCUAUAAGGUGUCAGGACGUGGCGGUCUAUUUCUCCAUGGAGGAGUGGGAGUAUGUAGAAGGACACAAGGAUCAGUACAAGGAUCAGGUCAUGAUGGAGGAUCAGCAGCCCCUCACAUCACCAGUCAGAUCCAGUAAGAGAACAGCACCAGAGAGGUGUCCCCGUCCUCUUCUUCCACAGGAUGAUCAGGGUGAAGAUCUGAAUGAUAUUAAUGCUAUAGACAAAGUAGUAAAAGACAAGACAGAUGUGAGCGGUGAUGAGCAGUAUAAGGAGGACAUCCCUACAGGUAACCACCCAGAUUCUUGUAGCAGGAGAUCAGAGGAGAAUCUUAUAUCUUCAGAUUAUAAAGCAGAUGAUGAUAUCACACAAGAUACAUAUGAAGAACAUUCCAUUAUCCCAGAUACACCCUCAGCCCUUCACAGCCAAGAUCUGUCAUCUCAUCCUUAUAUACAGGUCCUGUCUUCUCAUUCAUCACAGGAUGUUAAGAAAAGUGGUGUUGAAUAUCAAAAUGCGCAGACAAGGGAAAAGACAUAUCCAUGUUCAGAAUGUGGGAAAUGUUUUAAAGACAAAUCGAAUCUUGCCAGACAUCAGAGAACUCACACAGGGGAGAAGCCUUUUUCAUGUCCAGAAUGUGGGAAAUGUUGCUCUCAGAAAUCAGAUCUUGUUAAACAUAUGAGAAUUCACACAGGGGAGAAGCCGUAUUCCUGUACUGAAUGUGGAAAAUGUUACAGCGUCCAAUCACAUCUUGUUGUACAUCAAAAGACUCACACAGGAGAGAAGACGUAUUCUUGUUCAGAAUGUGGGAAAUGUUUCCCUGUGAUAACUCAUCUUAUUGAGCAUGAAAGAGCUCACCGAGGGGAGAAACCAUUUUUAUGUUCAGAAUGUGGAAAAUAUUUUUCUCAGAAAUCACAUCUUAUAAGACAUCAGAUAACUCACACAGGGGAGAAGCCUUUUUCAUGUCCAGAAUGUGGGAAAUGUUGCUCUCAGAAAUCAGAUCUUGUUAAACAUAUGAGAAUUCACACAGGGGAGAAGCCGUAUUCCUGUACUGAAUGUGGAAAAUGUUACAGCGUCCAAUCACAUCUUGUUGUACAUCAAAAGACUCACACAGGAGAGAAGCCGUAUUCUUGUUCAGAAUGUGGGAAAUGUUUUACAUUGAAAUCCACUCUUAUUAGACACCAGAGAAUGCACACAGUGGAGAAUCCAUUUUCAUGUUCGGAAUGUGGGAAAUGUUUUACUGUGAUAUCACAACUUAUAGAACAUCAAAGAAUUCACACUGAAGAGAAGCCAUUUUCCUGUUUUUCUAUGGGAGGGGGCGUGAAGUAUGGAAAGAUCAUGGGAAAGUGGACAAAGGCUGAGGGCAGAGAUCCUGCACCAAAUGAACCCACAGUUUCAUUUUGGCGUUAUCAAGAACACGGGCAUGGACAAAAAUUCCUUAUGGAACCUGUUGGCAAUACUGGAGGUGGUAAAGCCACUUCUAAACACAUGCAUAUUACCUUCCAUAGAUGUGACAAUCCUAUCCCAGAUGACUAUGCCGACUGUUACCUUUGUCGGCCAAACCCCAUGGAUAUUGAUGAGCCAACUAUCAGGGAUGUCGUCAUGUCCAAGAGACCUAGGAAGGAUUCUUUCUUGCCCUUAGGGGAGGAGUUUACAGUAGUUGAUAAGGCUUACCCUUCAACCGAUUCUAAGGAGGAAAUGCUUUCUUCCCAUACUCUCUUUCCCAUAGAGAGAAUUCAAAAGCUAACUAAGCUUGUUCAGACUGAAGGUCUGUCAGGGAAUGAAGAGGCCCCUUCUACCUCUAAGGGACCUAGAGUUUUUUCUUUGGAUGACGCCAAAAAGGCUCUUAUAAAUAGGGAGUUCAAGAAUCCAGAAAAGGCUCCUGUGCUCGCCAAGAGUUCCGGGUUCUGCCAUUCGGAAUAUCAACAGCCCCCUUUGUUUUUCCACCAUGAUGGCAAUCUUACGCUAUUAGCAGAGUCAGAAGACAUAUUAAAAAGUCAUAUAGAGAUAACUCUCGGGCUACUAAACAGUCUAGGCUGGAUAGUCAAUUUGGAGAAAUCUCAUCUUUCCCCAUCCACCGCAGGAUCCUUUCUUGGUUACAUCAUCGACACAAUUCAGAUAACUUCACCAGGUCUCUAUAAGAACUUUAAUGAAGGUCUUAGGACUGAUGUCAUCUACAACAGAGACUGUUCCAUGGGCUUUAUGGCACCUGAGACCUCUACAGACGGAAAUUCUCAGCCAUUGGAACAGAUAUCUUUCCAGUAUGGACACCAGGAUGACCAAGUCCUCGUCAGUCCGGCGCUCCCUAGCUUAGUGGACAUGCCUGCAAGAUGGUGCGCGAUUGGAUCAUACUUACCACAGAUGCAUUGGGGAACUCAGAAUGUAGUAGCAGACUGUCUUUCUAAAAACCUGGUCAUUCUGCGGGAAUGGUUGCUGGAUCCUCUAGUAUUUCAACACCUGACCAGGAUGUGGGGCACUCCGGAGGUGGACCUGAUGGCCACAAGAAGCCUCGCAAAACUCAAGAGAUGCCAUGACUAUCCAUUGGACCUUCAGUCUAGCUUAUGUGUUUCCUCCUGUGCCCAUGAUCCCGAGAGUGUUGAGGAAGAUCAAACAGGAUCAGGUCUCAGUAAUAGCAAUAAUGCCAUUCUGGCCAAAGAGAUCCUGAUUUGCCCAACUCAUAAUGAUGAUUCGAGGAACAUAUUGGACUCUUCCUCUCAUACAGAAUCUAGUGUCAAAAGGGACACAGGUCUGUCACAGCCUCAGGUUAUACAAUCUGACGGCAUGGAGGUUGAUCGUACCCUUUUAGUAGCCAGGGGCUAUUUAGAAAAGGUUUUAGACACACUUGCCCACUCAUGGAGUGAGGCUACCAAUAGAUCCUAUGCCAACCCUGAAAUUUUUGAAUUUCUUCAGGAUGGGUUUGAUAAGGGUCUGUCGUCAAUUUUAAAGAGGCUUUUGGAUCACCAUUUUGAACCCAUUCAAGAGAUCAAUAUGAAGCUUCUCUCCUUAAAGAUGGCUUUUCUUUUGGCUAUUACUUCAGCCAAGAGGCUUCUAAAUAAGAGAAUUCUCCUGGAUGACCCAUCAACCAUGGAGAGAGACAGGAACAAGAUGGCCGACAGGAUCAUAAACCUCACCCUACAGAUACUCUUCCGGCUUACUGGAGAGGAUUACACAGUAGUGAAGAAGUCCUCUAGUGGGCGCUGUCGGGCCCCUGUGUGUGAAGAAUGGGGAAGAACCCUGAGCCCAAUCCCGGGGCCCCCACCUCACUCCCUGAUACAUGAGGAAAUGGAUGAACAGAAGAUCCUAGAACUCAUCAACAAGAUGAUGGAGCUGCUGACUGGAGAGGUUCCUAUAAGGUGUCAGGAUGUGGCGGUCUAUUUCUCCAUGGAGGAGUGGGAGUAUGUAGAAGGACACAAGGAUCAGUACAAGGAUCAGGUCAUGAUGGAGGAUCAGCAGCCCCUCACAUCAGCAGAUUCUUGUAGCAGGAGAUCAGAGGAGAAUCUUAUAUCUUCAGAUUAUAAAGCAGAUGAUGAUAUCACACAAGAUACAUAUGAAGAACAUUCCAUUAUCCCAGAUACACCCUCAGCCCUUCACAGCCAAGAUCUGUCAUCUCAUCCUUAUAUACAGGUCCUGUCUUCUCAGUCAUCACAGGAUGUUCAGCAAAAUAAAAGGAACAUAAGUAGUGUUGGACAUCAGAAAGAUUGUGCAAAGGAGAAGCAAUAUUCAUGUUCAGAAUGUGGAAAGUGUUUUACCCAGAAGUCAAAUCUCAUGAGACAUAAGAGAAGCCACACAGGAGAGAAGCCAUUUUCAUGUCCAGAAUGUGGAAAAUGUUUUCCAGAAAAAGCAAAUCUUGUUAAACAUAAGAAAAUUCACACAGAAAAUAGGCCAUUUCCAUGUUCAGAAUGUGGGAAAUGUUUUACAGAAAAAGCAAAUCUUGUUAUACAUCAAAGAAGGCACACAGGGGAGAAGACAUUUGUAUGUCCAGAAUGUGAAAAAGGUUUUACCCAGAAAACAGAUCUCGUUAGACAUCAGAGAAUUCACACAGGAGAGAAGCCGUUUUCAUGUUCAGAAUGUGGAAAGUGUUUUAGCCAGAAAUCAAAUCUUGAUAUACAUAAGAGAAGUCACACAGGGAAGAAGGCAUUUUCAUGUUCAGAAUGUGAAAGAUGUUUUACUGGAAAAUCAUAUCUUGUUCAACAUAAGAAAUUUCACACAGAAAAUAAGCCAUUUCCAUGUUCAGAAUGUGGGAAAUGUUUUACAAAGAAAUCUAAUUUUCUUACACAUAAGAGAACUCACACAGGAGAGAAGCCGUUUUCAUGUCCUCAAUGUGGCAAAUGUUUUACAAAGAAAUCAAAUGUUGUGAAACAUAUAAAAAUUCACACAGAAAAGACAUUCCUAUGCUCAGAAUGUGGGAAAUGUUUUACAAAAAAAUCUGAGCUCGUUGGACAUCAAAGAACUCACACAGGAGAGAAGCCAUUUCUAUGUGCAGAAUGUGGGAAAUGUUUUAAAAAGAAAUCAAAUCUUGUUAUACAUCAAAGAAGGCACACAGGGGAGAAGUCAUUUAUAUGUUCAGAAUGUGAAAAAUGUUUUAUUGAGAAAGCAGAUUUGGUUAAACAUCAGAGAAUUCACACAGGAGAGAAGCCAUUUUCAUGUUCAGAAUGUGGGAAAUGUUUUAUUCUGAAAUCAAGGCUGGUCAGGCAUAAGAGGACUCACACAGGGGAGAAGCCAUAUUUAUGUUCAGAAUGUGGGAAAAGUUUUACUACCAAAUCAAACCUCUUUACCCAUCAAAGAAUUCACACAGUAAAGACAACAAUUUAGUCUUCAGUUUGUGGGAAAACAUUUUCAUGAAAAUCAAAUUUGUUUCCCAUCGAACUUACAGGUGAGAGAAGACAUUUGGGAGGGAGCGUGAUGGCCCAUAGACUUUUAUUUUGUGAAAAAUUCCAAAAUAUUGUAAAAAAUUGGAAAAUGGAAAUCAUUGUUCGGUAAAAAUGAUGCUUUUUUUUAUUCUGUGGGUGGGUACGAUUAUGUUGAUACCCGAAUGAUGUCGCUUUUUUAUGUUCUUUUUCCUUUUCUUUACAAAAUCCUUUUUUUCGCCUUUUUUGUGUUGUCAUGUUCUGACAGCCAUAACUUUUUUAUCCACUUUAUCUACUUUAUUUUUGUCCAUUGUGUGAGGGAUUAUUUUUUGCGGGACAAGCUGUACUUUUUAUCGGUACUUUUUUGCGAUUCAUGCUGCCUUUUGAUCUUUUUUAUUUCAAGUCAUUAUGUUUAGGUUUGGGUGUUUUUUUUGGGUGGGUGAUAAUAUAGGAAAAGACAUAUCUCCUGCACCCCACUCACCUCUAUUAGGUGUAUAUAAGGUGCCUUGGAUGUUUCAGACCUUGCAAUGCCUGCUGUACUGUUCACACAGAGGCAUAUUCAUAGUGUAGGGUCCGUCCCAGAAUGAGGUCACCUUACCGUGGUGGGACGGUCCACGCUAUUUGGUGCCAAAUUUGCAAGCUAAGUACCUCAUAAUUUCAUAGUUCCAUAUUUUCAUUUAUUGCACUACAGCUGUAUAGCUUUUCAUGUUCUAUCUAUAUACUCAUGUUUUAUCUAUAUACUCAUGUUUCAUCUAUAUCUCUGUGCUAGCAGUGUGCUGCUGUAUUCUCCUGUUGCUAUAUAUAUAUAUAUAUAUAUAUAU
Messenger RNA from Hyla sarda, 5767 nucleotides. RefSeq lists its product as uncharacterized. Gene Ontology annotation, cellular component: nucleus. NCBI's taxonomy places the organism in Eukaryota, Metazoa, Chordata, Amphibia, Anura, Hylidae. The coding region runs from base 43 to 4911 and encodes 1622 amino acids. Gene Ontology annotation, biological process: regulation of transcription by RNA polymerase II; central nervous system development. The transcript is spliced from 16 exons. Gene Ontology annotation, molecular function: RNA polymerase II cis-regulatory region sequence-specific DNA binding; DNA-binding transcription factor activity, RNA polymerase II-specific. The record is from RefSeq and is a predicted model, not a curated record.